Molecule: messenger RNA, 4669 nt
Organism: Choloepus didactylus (southern two-toed sloth)
Lineage: Eukaryota; Metazoa; Chordata; Mammalia; Pilosa; Megalonychidae
Gene: TDRD9
Product: tudor domain containing 9
Exons: 36
Coding region: 114-4028 (1304 amino acids)
Cellular component (GO): intracellular anatomical structure
Molecular function (GO): ATP binding; RNA binding
Source: RefSeq, a predicted model, not a curated record
ACCCGCAAGAGUGGAUUAAAAGAACAUAGGCGUCCUAGGGGUACAUGGCAGCUCCAAACCAGCGCAGUGCUCAGUAAAUAUUUGCUGGGCCACUCAGCCAAAAGCACUCAGAAAUGGAGUAUAUUAACAAAUACAGGCAACUCGAGGCCCAGGAAUUGGAUAUGUAUGGCGGUGACCCUUUGCCUGAUGGGCCAGGUCCAAGGCCACCUGUGGCUAAAUUGAGCGAUGUGACCUGCAUGCCAGAGACAACUUACAAGUACCUUGAUUUGCCUAUCAGUCGAUGUAAGGAAGAGGUUCUUUCUUUGAUAGAAAGUAAUUCUGUGGUAAUUAUACACGGUGCCACAGGUAGUGGUAAAAGUACUCUGCUGCCGCAGUACAUCCUGGAUCAUUAUAUUCAGCGUUCUGCCUACUGCAACAUCGUGGUCACACAGCCCCGGAAAAUUGGAGCCAGCAGCAUUGCCCGGUGGAUCAGUAGAGAGCGCUCCUGGACCCUGGGUGGGUUGGUGGGCUACCAGGUAGGGUUAGAGAAAAUAGCAACAGAAGACACCAAGUUAAUUUAUAUGACAACUGGGGUCCUGCUUCAGAAAAUAGUUAGUGCCAAGAGUUUGAUGGAAUUCACUCAUGUCUUCAUUGAUGAAGUCCAUGAGCGAACUGAAGAAAUGGAUUUCUUGCUGUUGGUAGUCCGCAAACUUUUAAGAACAAAUUCACGUUUUGUGAAGGUGAUCCUGAUGUCAGCUACCAUUAACGGAAAGGAGUUUGCAGACUACUUCGCGGUUCCUGUGCAGAACAGGAUGAGCCCUGCGUGUGUGUUCGAAGUGGAAGGCAAGCCCCAUUCGAUUGAAGAGUAUUAUCUUGACGACUUGGAGCACAUCCUUCAUAGCAGACUGUCUCCUCAUCUCCUGGAGGAACCAGUGAUAACCAAGGAGAUAUAUGGAGUUGCCGUCUCUCUCAUCCAGAUGUUUGAUGACUUGGAUAUGAAAGAGAGUGGGAACGAGUCCUCGUUGGGCACCCCCUUUGUGUCCGAGCGGAGCAGCGUCUUGGUUUUCCUGCCAGGUCUGGGUGAGAUAAACUAUAUGCAUGAGCUUCUCACAAACAUGGUUCACAAAAGGUUACAGGUCUAUCCCCUCCAUUCAAGUGUGACUUUGGAAGAACAGAAUAAUGUAUUUUUAAGUCCAGUUCCUGGGUACAGAAAGAUUAUUCUGUCCACCAACAUUGCAGAGAGUUCUGUCACUGUUCCAGAUGUCAAAUAUGUUAUAGAUUUUUGCUUGACUAGAAUUCUGAUUUGUGACGAAGAUACUAAUUAUCAGAGUCUGCGGUUGAGUUGGGCCUCUAAAACCAGUUGUAACCAGAGAAAAGGCCGUGCUGGACGAGUGUCAAAAGGCUACUGUUACAGACUAGUUCACAAGGAUUUCUGGAACAGCUCCAUCCCAGACUGUGUCGUUCCCGAGAUGUUGCGUUGUCCAUUGGGAAGUACAAUAUUAAAGGUGAAAUUACUUGACAUGGGCGAGCCAAGAGCUUUGCUGGCCACUGCCCUUUCUCCACCAAGUCUGAGCGACAUCGAGCGCACCGUCCUGCUGUUGAAGGAGGUUGGAGCACUUGCAGUGGGCGGGCAGAGAGAAGAUGAAAACCCCCAUGAUGGUGAAUUGACCUUCUUGGGAAGAGUGUUGGCCCAGCUUCCUGUUAACCAGCAGCUUGGUAAACUGAUAGUCCUCGGGCAUGUGUUUGGAUGUCUGGAUGAAUGUCUCAUUAUCGCGGCAGCGCUUUCUUUGAAGAAUUUUUUUGCAAUGCCUUUUAGGCAGCAUCUUGAUGGAUAUAGGAACAAGGUGAACUUCUCGGGCAACAGUGGGAGUGACUGCAUUGCACUCAUGGAGGCAUUUAAGACUUGGCAGGCUUGCAGACAAAGAGGAGAGCUGCGGCAUCCAAAGGAUGAACUUCACUGGGGAAGGUUAAAUUACAUUCAAAUCAAGAGAAUUAGAGAGGUGGCUGAAUUAUAUGAAGAGUUGAAGACUAGAAUCUCACAGUUCAACAUGUACGUUGGUUCUCAGCGACCUGUCCUGGACCAAGAGUACACACAUAAGCAGCGGUUCAUCCUACAGGUUGUACUGGCAGGUGCUUUUUAUCCAAAUUACUUUACUUUUGGACAGCCCGAUGAGGAAAUGGCUGUCAGGGAGCUGGCUGGCAAAGAUCCAAAGACGACUGUUGUGUUGAAGCACAUUCCUCCUUAUGGAUUUCUCUACCAUAAACAGCUGCAGUCUCUCUUUAGACAGUGCGGUCAAGUGAAGUCCAUUGUAUUUGAUGGUGCAAAAGCCUUUGUGGAGUUCUCUCGUAAUCCAACAGAGAGAUUUAAAACACUUCCUGCAGUAUACAUGGCAAUUAAGAUGUCUCAACUAAAAGUUUCACUUGAACUCAACGUUCACCCCGCGGAGGAAAUUGAAGGGAAGGUGCAAGGGGGGACUGUCUCCAAGCUCCGGAACACAAGGGUCAAUGUGGACUUCCAAAAGCAGACAGUAGAUCCUAUGCAAGUCUCAUUUAAUACGUUCCACAAGUUCUGGGCAAUUACAGAUCUCCUUUUAACCGUUGAUGUUACUGAGGUGGUCGAAGUGGGACACUUUUGGGGAUAUAGAAUUGAUGAGAAAAACUCAAAGAUCCUGAAGAAACUUACGGCUGAAAUAAACCAGCUGAGACUGGUGCCCUUGCCUGUGCAUCCACAUCCGGAUUUGGUCUGCCUGGCACCUUUCGCGGAUUUCGGGAGAGAAAGCUACUUCAGGGCGCAGAUCCUCUGUGUGUCCGGGACUUCCGCGGAGGUGUUCUUCGUCGACUACGGGAACCGGGCCCUGGUCGACCUGGGGCUGCUCAUGGAGAUCCCCAGCCAGCUCCUGGAGCUCCCCUUCCAGGCCCUGGAGUUCAAGCUCUGCAAGAUGCGGCCGUCGGUGGCCUCGCUGGUGUGCGGCGGGCGCUGGGGCGGCGCGGCCGGCGGCAGGUUCACCUCGCUCGUGCGCGGGGACGCGCUGCUUGUGCGCGUCUUCUCGGCCGUGCACAGCGUCCUGCACGUGGACGCCCUCCGCUGCGCCGGCGCGCACGGCGUCGUCAGCGUCAGGGACGUGCUCGUCCGCGAGGGCUUCGCCGAGCUCGCCGAGGAGUCGUACGAGUCCCGGCAAAGCCAUGAGUUUCUCAAGGGUCUCUUUUCCAAAUCAGCAGAAAGUAAUUCUGUGAUAGAAACUUCUGUGCCAUCUCCUGUGAAAGACGAUGAAAAAUAUUUGAUCCGAAUUUUAUUAGAGAGUUUUUCUUCUAAUAAAUUGGGUACUCCGAACUGUAAGGCAGUACUUCAUGGACCUUUUAACCCUUAUGAACUGAAGUGUCAUAGUUUGACAAGAGUAUCCAAAUUCAGGUCUGUCUGGAUUGAGAAGGAGAGCAUCAACUCUGUAAUUAUCAGCGACGCCCCCGAAGAUCUGCACCAGAGAAUGCUGGUUGCGGCUUCUCUCUCAGUCAAUGCAACCGGAUCUACUAUGCUGUUGAGAGAGACCUCUCUGAUGCCCCACAUUCCUGGCCUCCCAGCUCUCCUCUGCAUGCUGUUCACGCCAGUGAUGGAGUUGAGGGUUGAUCGGGAUGGAAAAUGCUAUACUGGAGUCCUUUGUGGUUUGGGGUGCAAUCCAACUACAGGGACCCCAGUCCUGCCGGAGCAUGACAUCGAGCUUGCAUUUGAUGUUCACUUCAACGCAGAGGAUAUCAUAGAGAUUAACAUUGUCAGGGCAGCAAUUAACAAGCUAGUGUGUGAUGGACCAAAUGGUUCUAAGUAUCUUGGGCCAGAAAGAACCGCUCAGCUGCAGGAUGAUGCUCGCCAGAAACUUUUAGGUUUAUUCUGUCAGUUGAAACCGAGAGGAAGAAUUGUCCCUAAGUGGCAUGAGAAACCGUAUGAUUGGGAUCAGGUCGACCCAAAGCUGGUCAUGGAGCAGGCUGAGAGGGAGACUGGCAGAGAGAAGGCCACUUUUCUCUACCAGCUUCAUAAGCUGGUUGUGUUAAGCACCUGAACGUGCCAGCAGGCUGUGCCCGCCGUUCACCAUGACGGGAGCAGCGGAGAAGCAGAUUAGAAGGCUGGAACCCGGCUGACAUUCCUCUAGCUGAGCCUCAUAACCCUUUCCCACUGCCCAGAAAGGUCCUCUGCAUCCUGGUUCCUUCCCACUCUGGGUAGUAGUCAGUGCCUUUUUGUUUUUUCCUCCAAGAUGGGAAAGAUUGGGAAGUCUAGUCUUUUCUAAAAACAGAAAAAAUCACUGUAUUAAAUAUUUUGGGAAAAAAUAGUUUUGAAAGAAUUUGUUUGGGAAAAAAAGCUAUAUUUUACUUUAAAUUUAUUAGGGUAAAAAGAAGUAGCUGAUAUUACAUGUGUGGUUCCAAAAUGUGCUUGUAUGUUAUAUUCUGUUAUAGUAAUUUAAACUAGGGUACAGGAAAAACAAGUUUCCCAGUAUGCCACAAGGGAAAGCUAGGUUUUUUAAAAACCAUGUGGCAGUUUCUAAUUUUUUUUCUCCAUGAAGGAAAGUAUCUAAUUUUGGUUAAACUAACUUCAGUUUUGUAUAUUUUAUGUUUUUACGUAAGUUAGAAUUCUUGGUCCACAUGUUGGAAAUCAUAGCGAUUACCUGGCAAAUAGUAUAUCUGUGUUAAAACAAUAAAAGCAUUG